AGCUGAAGCAAUGAAGAGGAUGAAUAAUGUGACGGAAUUCAUCCUCCUGGGCCUGACAGAGAACAUAGAGCUUCAAAAAUUUUCAUUUGCUGUGUUUUUCAUUGUCUACUUGGUUACCCUGGCAGGCAACCUGCUCAUCAUGAUCACCAUCAGCACCAAUAGGUCUUUAGGAUCCCCCAUGUACUUCUUCUUGUUUUACUUAUCCCUUAUAGAUGGCUGCUGUUCUUUAUCCAUGACCCCAAAAAUGCUAGCUGACAGUCUUACAGCAAGAAAAACCAUCUCUUUUGGUGGGUGUAUGACUCAAAUCUUUGCUGUGCAUCUUUUUGGUGCUGCUGAGAUCAUUCUGCUGACGGUGAUGGCCUAUGACCGCUACGUGGCCAUCUGCAAACCCCUGCACUACAUGACCAUCAUGAGCCACAGGCUGUGCAUUCUCCUGGUGAGAAUAGUCUGGGCUGGAGGCUUUAUCCACGCAACCAUUCAGGUCCUCUUCACGGCCUGGCUGCCCUUCUGUGGCCCCAGUGUCCUAGACCACUUCAUGUGUGACUUGAUCCCUUUGUUGGAACUUGUUUGCAUGGACACUCAUACCCUUGGUCUCUUUGUUGCUGCUAACAGUGGAUUCAUAUGCUUGUUAAACUUCCUCCUCUUGGUGGUCUCCUAUGUGGUCAUCCUGCACUCCCUAAGGGCCCAUAGCUUGGAGGGGAGGCGCAAAGCCCUUUCCACCUGUGCCUCUCACAUCACAGUGGUCAUUUUACUCUUUGUGCCCUGCAUAUUUGUGUAUCUGCGGCCAGCAACUACCUUCUCCAUUGAUAAAGCUGUGGCUGUCUUUUAUACCAUGAUCACUCCUAUGUUAAACCCCUUAAUCUAUACCCUUAGAAAUGCAGAAGUGAAAAAUGCUGUGAAGAAGCUCUGGGGUCCGAAAGCGACCUCAAGUGAGAAGUAAUCAUACCAACAUAAAACGACUUUAUUCUUUAAAUGUUGAAGAGAAGGGAAGAGAAUUUCUAUGGAUCAAGAUCAGGUGAACACUAUUUUUCUGAAAUAAUUGGAUAUUGGCAUAUAGGUAUUUUGAGAAAAGGCCCAGAUAGGAAAUUACUUAUCAGUAUAAGAAUAUUCCAUUUAGAUUUCUUUAUUGUCUAUGGUUGUUGAUCUUUAAAAUACUGGCAGAAUCAGUUAGGGCUUCUUAAAAGGCAGAUUCCCUUGACACAGCUCUAGACGUUCUAAUUCAGAGGAGUGUUGUAUUUACAUAUCCACAUUUCAACAAAUGACCCAGAUGUUUCUGAAGCAGGUGAUCCAUUCGCUCUGAGCAAUAGUGCUGUAGAUUCCGUUCACAGGAAUUUCAUGGGAAGCAUCCCUCACAGCAGAAGCUAUGAGAACCAUGAAACUCAAAUCUUCAUAAAUCGUGCAAUGAAAACCCACUACUUCGGCAAAUGCAAAACUAAAACGAAAUGUCCUGAGAUAAUAGGAAUGUUUAGGUAUUUAUUCUCAAUUUUCUCUUUCUGUACAUUCUAAUCUUCUGCAACAUAAAGUCUCAUUUUCUUUUUAUUCCUUCCUGCCUCCAAAAGGAAAGGUUUGCUAUUUAUUUUAGCUGCAUUACUUGGAUGAAA
Messenger RNA from Loxodonta africana (African savanna elephant), 1601 nucleotides. Its product is annotated as olfactory receptor 4C12-like. Gene Ontology annotation, molecular function: G protein-coupled receptor activity; olfactory receptor activity. Gene Ontology annotation, biological process: G protein-coupled receptor signaling pathway. Gene Ontology annotation, cellular component: plasma membrane. The transcript has a single exon. The record is from RefSeq and is a predicted model, not a curated record. Lineage: Eukaryota; Metazoa; Chordata; Mammalia; Proboscidea; Elephantidae. Bases 11 to 940 code for a protein of 309 amino acids.